Molecule: messenger RNA, 8088 nt
Organism: Adineta steineri
Lineage: Eukaryota; Metazoa; Rotifera; Eurotatoria; Adinetida; Adinetidae
Source: the annotation of a GenBank genome assembly
AUGAGCGGUACUAAUCCAAAUGAUAAACCUCUCACUAAGAGACAACGAUGGAAACGAAAUCAAAAUCAGAAAAUUGCCACGACAAUAGCAACAAAUGUUGAAACGGCCAGCGGUGAACCACUUUUUGCUUUAAGCGAAGAUUUUCCAUCGCUACAUGAUGCAACAUCAAAUCGAACUGUGAUACCUAUCUCAUCUUUACAUCAAAAACAACCCAUGAUAUCAAAUAUACAUGACCAACAAUCAAUGGCACGACAAAGUUCUGAACAUAACAGAAUUGAUUAUAGUAUAAAACCAUUAAUACCAUCUAAUCCACUAUUAUCGCAAACGACAGUCACCAAAAAUUCGAAUACAAACGAAAAUCUUCCAACGACUGUAAAUAGCCAGAUAUGGACAAAUCAGUUAUACGCUACUUCAGAACAACAACCAACAAUGACUAUUACAUCUCGUUUGACACAAGCAUUUGCUAUGAAACCUGCUAUUAUAAACAAAGAUGAUAAUCCAUCACAACCAAUAGUACGAGAUUUAACACGACAUGAAAAUGAAAUAAAUAAAAAAAUAAGUGAAAUUAUUUUAACAAUACAUGAGAGUAAAGAAUUUGUAUCACGUGAACGAGUUCAACGUGAAUUAUUUGAUUUUUAUCAUGUUAAGUCUUGGAGUGAGUUGAAAGUUCAUGCAUCAAGAUUUAAUCCAUUGAUUAAUCUAACUGAUCGACAAAAAGAUGUGAAUUUUUAUAUGAAUGUUUUUGAACAAUUUUUUAAUUUAUGCACUCUACACGAUCUCGAUGUACUUCUUUCGAGAUUUUUAAAAGUGGAAAAAUAUGAAGAUCUUCGAUUGGGUCCACUUGAGAAAAAUCCAGAUGUACAACGAGUAUUUGCAUAUAACCCAACGAAGUCUAAUCAACCGAUUCUACCAUUAACUACUGGACAGGUUAUCAAUAGAUUUAUUGAAUUUCAAAAAGGAUAUCGACGUCAACGAUCCAUACCAUUCGAUGAAUUUCUUGAUCAACUUGUUGAUAUAUAUGAACUUCAAUCACGUGCAGAAUUAGGUAUUUUUUGCAAAUCAUUUCCUUUUUUAGUACAGGUAAUUGGUAGUGUACGACGAGAACAAGAUUGGCAUUCACAACAAGUCAGAGAACAAUUUCAACGAGAAUUUAUCGAAGAUCUUCGUACACGUUUAGCUGAAUUCAAAGAAAAAAUGCACGAUGAAAUGGAAUUUUCAUCGUUUAAUAAGAAGAAAACACCAACUGCUGUAUUCAAUUAUCUUACAUCGAUUGUUGAAAACUAUUUAGAUUUCAUACCACAACAAACAACACUUUAUGCAACUUUAGUUCAAUUUCGUGAAAAUGAAUUAUUACGAUGUUUACUCAAUAUCAGUAUCUAUCUAGGAACAAUCGAAAAACCUGAAGUAUUUAUUGCUGAAUUGAAAAAACUUCUUAAUUAUCAAGAAAAAAUCCCAUUGACUCAAACAACAAUGCCAAUGCAAUCACGAUCUAUUCUGAAUGAAAUCUUUAGUAAAAAAGAUCGCAAAAAAAUGCAAGCCAUGAUUCAACAGCAACAACUAUCAUCAACAUCACAACCGUCUCAGAUAUCAUCCGAUGACCUAAAUUUAACAGCAAAUACACCUGUUCAUACAUCUUUUGCAAGUUCAUUAUUAUCCUCUCAUCAAAGUAAACCAAAACCACCGGUAACUCUUAAACAAUUAUGUUCAGAUAUCUACAAUCUUCUUAUACAUUAUGAUAAUGUAUUAACAAUUAAACAACUUCUUAGAAUUGAAGGACGUCUCUGUACUCAAUAUGCAGUUAAUCAUUUUUCUGUAUUUAAUUAUGAUGAAAAUGAUGAUGAUAAUGAUAAUCCUUCAAAUUUACUAUCAUUUCUUGAUAAAUAUCGUCAACAAAUCGAUCCACAUGGAGAAUUAUCUAUAUAUGAACAAAUAUCAUCGACAGAUGAUCGACAAGAAUUAUAUUCAUUUAUUCAACAAUUAAAUAUUAUCAAUAAUAAUGAAAUAGAUGAUAAUAAUCAACAACAUAUAGUAUCUAUUCAUGGACAUAUUAAUUCUGAUUACAUACAUUUAAGUACAGAAAAAUUAUCCGCCAUUGAAAAAGCAAUUAAACAUAAAUUUCAUGGAUCUAUUCCUUUUCAUAGAGGAAAUCAAAUGAUAAAGAAAGCUAAACAACAACAUCGUAAAAAUAACUAUUCAAUUAUUCGUUUUGAAGAAUCAUUAUUAGAUAUAAAUGGUUUAAAUCGUUUGGAUAUUUGUCCAACAUCAUUGAAUAUUGAUGAAAAUCAAUUAUGUCAAUUAAUACUUCAUUGUCCAUUGAUGACUGAUCUUAAUAUUUGGUUACAAUGGUUAUAUUUCUUUCAACCAAAAUAUGGUACACUUAAAUCAUUUAUUAUUAAACAUGAAAAUGAAUUUAAAGAUCUUCGUUUACUUGAAACAUCAACUCGAGAAUUAUUUCGUUUACCUAAUCAUACCACAUUAGAUACAUUCGAACGUGAACUUCAUGCAAUUCAUAUUCGUUCAGCAGUUGGACAUUUAUGUGCAUUAAUUAUUCAAGAAGGUUUAAUUACUCGAUUUUCAUUUAAUGUCUAUAGAACAUCAAUGGAUACUUGGUUUCGUCAUCUUCGAUCUUUAGCUACAUUACAAAAUGAUCAAAUCAAUCCAAUGGAAUGUAUAUUAGAUUUUCUAUUGUAUCUACCAGUGCUUAUAGGUCAAUCACGAAUUGUUGAAGAACUUAUUCUUGGUCCACUUGAUGAUGUUUUUGGUAAUGAUCAAGAAAAUGCAAUUAAUGCACGUACAAGAAUAUGGAAUAUAGCAACUAAAGAACAAAGAUUAAAAUUAGAACUAUGGGGUCAUACAGUAAAUAUUAUGGAAUGGAAAAAUGAAAAUAAAUGGUUAGAUCAAGAAGAUUUUGAAGAACAAUCUAUAAUUAAAUCUGAAAUUAAACUUUUACGAAAUGACAAUAUUGAUAAUCCUGUCACAUCAUUGAUAACUCUAGUAGAAUCACCUAUUGUUUCAUCAUCGAAAAUAUCUACUAUGAUAUCACAUACUCCAACUGAAAAUGAUGAAAAUGAUCCAAAUCGAGCAGCAUAUGAACAUAUUGAAUCUAUUCGUCAUGGUUUUGGAGUUGAUAGUGGUCUUGAUACAAAUGGUCAAUCAAUUGUAAAUAAUUUACAAGGCAUGAUUGAGCGAAGUUUAGAAAAACUAUCUAAUGAUCUUUAUUCGGAUCAAGGUCAUUUUGUGUUAGAACUUAUUCAAAAUGCUGAUGAUAAUCAAUAUGAAUCAAAUCAUUUACCUACUUUACGAUUUAUUCUUUCAUCCGAACGAAUUCUUGUAUGUAAUAAUGAAAUAGGGUUUCAACCAAAUAAUAUUUCAGCUAUUUGUAAUGUCGGUGCUUCAACUAAAGGAAAACAUAAACAAGGUUAUGCGGGUCACAAAGGUAUUGGAUUUAAAUCAGUUUUUAUGAUAUCUCAUAGACCAGAAAUUCAUUCACGAAAUUAUCAUUUACGUUUUGAUACUGUUAAUGGUACGAAACAAAUAGGAUAUAUUCGACCCAUAUGGUUAGAUGAAUAUGAAGAAAUUUUACCUAAUUCUAAUGAAUGGACGACAUGUAUUCGUCUUCCAAUUAAACAAGAAACACGACGUGAUCGAUUACAACGAAAUUUCGAUGAUAUUCAAGCAAGACUUUUACUUUUUCUUAAUCGUUUACGACAAAUUGAAAUAAUUAAUCAGUCAAAUCUUUCUAGUCGAGUAUUUACACGAAUUGAUCAUGCUCAGGGACAAAUUAUAGAAUUACAAGAAAAAACUAACAAUGAAUCGAUUAUAAAUAAUUUUUGGUUAGUAAUUAAAAAAGUGAUUGAAGUACCAAUAAAUAUCAAAGAAAAAUUACGUGAUGUAAAAGGUGAUGUUGAUUCAACAACAAUUGCUGUAGCUUAUUCACUUAGCGGUAUACAAGAAUCAUCAAAUCAACUUCCAGCAACACAACCACUUUUUGCAUAUUUACCACUUCGUUCAUAUGGAUUUCGUUUUAUUCUUCAAGCUGAUUUUGAAAUUCCAGCAACACGUCAAGAAAUUCGUCGUGAUAAUUUAUGGAAUGAAUGGUUAAAAUCUGAAAUGACUUGUUUACUUUCUUUAGCAUAUCUUCAAUUUAAAAAUUUACCUGAUCUUCUUACAUCGUCAUCAAUUCAUACACAAAUAAACAAUUCUUUAACUCCAAUUCAAACAAUAAAAUAUUUUCUUAAACUUAUUCCAUCUCGUAAUGAACUCGAUCCAUAUUUUAAUUCAUUUGUUGAUGAAAGUAUUAAAUUACUAACAGGUAUUAUUCAAUUACCAAUUUUACGUCAAAAUGAAAACGAUGAAAUGAUUAUUGAUUGGGUUUUACCAUCAAAAUGUGUUAUUGUACGUGAUCCAUUUAUUCGAAAAAUUUUAUCACAAGAUUUACUUAUUUCACAUUUUAAUAGUUAUUAUGUUCAUGAACAAUUAGUUCUUGAAUGUGAUGAACAAAUUCUAUUAAAAUUAGGUUGUCGUCAACUUGAUUUCUCUGAUAUUACACGUCUUAUUGAGAUAUCAUAUAAACAAAAUGAACAAGAACGUCCAAAAACAACAUCAUCUAUUGAACAAAUUGCACAAUGGCUUGUAUGUCUCGAUUAUAGUCUUCAACAAAAACGAGAACAAAUACAUUUUGAUCAUGAACAUGAUGAACAAGAAGAAAAGGAAACAAUAAUUAAACUUAAACAAAUGAAAAUUUUACCAUUAAAACAACAAUCAUAUUUAGUAUCUGUUAAUGAAUUUGAUAAAUAUGGUAUUUCAUUUCCAUUAGAUAAAUCAGUUCUAUUUUCAAAACAUUUAAAACUUGUUCUUAAUGAUAUACCUACACUUGAUGAACAAUUACUUAAUUUUAUUGAAGAUAAAUAUCCACGACGAUAUGAUUCAAUAAAACAUCUUCUUCAAAAUCUUGGUAUAAGUGAUUCACGCAAUAUUCGUGAAAUAUAUCAUAAACAUAUUUCACCUGUUAUAUUAGAUCCAGCACGUUGGUCUUUAAAAUCUGAAUCGAUAUUAAUGGCAUAUCUUAUGUGUAUUUAUGAAUAUAUCUAUUUACCUAAUCGUGGAAUAUCAGAAAAUGAAUUAAAAAUCCUACAAAAUAGUAUGAUUAUUAAAACACGUGAUAAUAAAUUUGUUUCAUUAGGUUCACCAGACGUUGUUGUUCAUCUAACAGCAAAAUAUGGCUGUAGAAGAUCAUUGGAAUUUUUAAAAUUAUCAAAUCAUCAAUUUAUUUUCAUUUCUGAUGAUUAUUAUAAUGAAUAUCGUACUGAAUUAUUCCAUACAGAUAAUGAUUUACAUUACUUUGUUUCAUUUCUUAAAGAACUUAAUUUAAGUGAUUUUCUUCAAAUUAACUUACAAGAAAAACGGUUUAUUGACGUUGCUCAACUUGCAGAUACUGAAUGGGCAUAUUUAAUUCCACAAUUAUCUGAAUCAAUUCGUGAACCAUUUUUAAUAAAAGAUUAUUCUUCUAAAGAAUUUGAUAAACUUGUAUCAUUACCUAAUGAAAAUCAAACUGAGAAUAUUGAAUUAUGUAUUCGAUUACUUCAAUAUCUACAUGAUCAACAUCGAUCUAUUUCUACGUAUUAUUCAGCUUCGGUUUAUUUUGUUCGUACAUCCAAAUAUAAUCAGUCAACACCAGAACAAGGUAUUGAAUCUUCAUUUUGUUUUUCAUUACGACGACAUGCUUGGAUUCCUGUUAUUGGAAAUAAAUUAUAUAAACCUAAUGAAGUUUAUUUAUUAUCAUCCGAUCAGCAAACAUCUGUUUUUCGACAAUAUCUACCUCAUUUAGAUGAAUCAAAAGUUUCAUUAAACGAUAAAGAUUUUAUUUUCAAUAUACUUAGAAUAAAAUCACAAGUUACACAUCAAACUAUAUUUGAAUUACUAAUGAAAUGGUCAUGUGAUCUAGAUAGUGAAACAUUAUGGAAUUUAGUCAAUGGAAUAAAUACAUCCGAAAUUAUUCCUUGUACACUUCCCAAUACAUUCCGCCAAUCAUGUGUUGAUACAAUUGAAAAUUUCUGUCAAAUUUAUCAAUUUCUUGCUUCAAAUAAUGAGAUUCGCAUGCUUAUCAAUCGUUUUCGUUUAUGGCCUCUUAUAUUCAUUCCACGUGGAGAAAAACUUGGUGAUUUUCUAUUUGCUCAUCAAACAUUUUGGAAUGAUCCACUUUCAAUUUUAUCAUCACAAAAUACCAUAGCAGAUUUCAAUGGUCGUAUUCCUAUACGACCCUAUUAUGAUAAUCCACUUUUACAAUCAUUCUUUCUUGAGAUACUUCAUGUUGAAUCCCAACCAACAAUAGAUGAUUAUAUACCAUUAUUAUCAACUAUUCAAGAUAUUGACAAAAUUUGGCAAAUUAUUGAAAUAAUUACAAAAUUAACAAUUGAACAAAAUAAACAUAAAGAAGUUCGAGAAAAAUGUUCGAAUAUUCCAUUUAUACCAUGUAUAAAUAAUCAACAGAAAUUCAUGAAAUAUACGGAUCAUCUAUUCUAUCCACAUGAUAUUGAUAUUGCUGAUUUAUUUGUCGAUACAUUAUCAAUUAUUAAAUUACCCAGUUUUAAUAUUUCUAUUGAAUUUAAAGAAAAUUUUUGUUUACUUUUCAAUAUUGAAAAUCUUGAUAAAGUUAUUCAAACGAAGAUUGAUGUGGACAAUGAACAACCAUCAAUAGAUCUAUCGGAUUUUUAUAGUCAAUCUAUUGUUCUUAUUCAAGAUUUUCUAUUAAAUUGUUCAAUGAUAUCAACUGAUCGAUCUGACUGUCUAUCAAGUAAAUUUGCUCGGAUGAAAUUUCUUUGUGUUGAUCGUAUUCAUCUAUCGUAUUGUUAUGGAAGUAAUAUUGUUAAAACAGUACCAAAUUUAUACAGCGUUGAUACUUUUAUUGAUCAAGAAUUAUGUAAGUUUUAUAUUUUAAAAAAAUAUGAAACUUCAGAAAUGCGAUAUAUCGAUGCAAUGACUGAAUUUAUUGUAAAGAAUGAAGGAGAACGAUUGAAACUUUCAGGAUAUAUUAAAAAACUGUUACAAAUAUAUCAGAAUAAUGCUGAACAAGGUUUACAACAAUUACGAGAAAAUUUAAAACAAAAUUAUGAGCCGAAAUGGAUGAUACCAGAAUUUAUUAAAGAAAAGGUUUCACUUUUACUAUCAGUUAAACAAGAAGAAGAAAUAGUGCGUGAGAAGCCUAUAAUUACGAGCGAGAAGAUCGAACAAUUAGCAAAUGAGCCUAGUCGUCGACCAAAACCUAAACCAAAAGAAGUGACAAAGGAAGAAGAUGCAAAUCGAUUGACCAGUUUUCCUUUAAAAGCAGGUAGUAUUGAAUCAAAUGACGUUUCUUCACAAAAACCUUCUUCAAAACCACCAAUCGUAUCAAAAUUGGAUGAAUCAACUGAACAAACACAUGUGAAUAAUGAAACCUCACAAGUAUCUAAAGAUCAUGAACAAGAAAAUAAUGAACAUGUACUAACCAAGAAUAGAAGUAAGACACAUACUGAUGAAGAGACAAAACCAGUUCAAGAUCAUGCUGUUCGAUCUCGUGCUCCUAUGGUAUUUUCGGAGCCUGUUUCAUUACCACCGGCUAACUUCGAGCAUAUUACUGUUUCAAAUCUUACCGAUCUUCAACUAUUUACAUCUACAAUUGAUGACUCGUCUAGUGCUAUCCCAACCUUUCCAGUUGGUACUGAAGCUGAUCGUAUUACAGGUCGUCAGGGUGAAGAAUUUGUCUUUCAAUAUCUUAAAUGGAAAUAUCCUAAUAAUCAGACUGAAUGGAUUAAUGAAAACAAUGAAUCCGGUAGUCCUUAUGACAUUCGUAUGAUUGUUAAAUCAGAAAAUGAUCGAAUAGAACAUAUUGAAGUAAAAACAACUCGAUCUCAUGAUCAAAAUACAUUUCCAGUAUCAAUUGGUGAAGUUGAAUAUCUUCUUCAACAUCCAUCAAAUUAUUUUAUUUAUCGAGUAUAUUAUGCAGAUAAUAAAGAUUCAUCAACAAUCAUAGUGAUUAAUAGAAUUAAAGAUAAUCUACAACUGAAACGUCUUAAACUUAGUAUGACUAUUGCAACAAAAUCCAGCAAUUAA